CACUGCAGAAAGAAGGCAAAGGAGAUGACACAGAAACAAACCGAGGCAAACUUUUGAGAAGGAAGAACAUGAAAAAAAGUAUAGCAGAUGAACCUUACUUGUUUUUCUCUGGAACCCCUAGGGGAGAAAUUAGCUGUGUGGGAGCUGGAAGGGCCUAGGGGAGGCAUGUACCUGCUGUGGAGAAGGAAACUCGGUGGGAUCCAGAUGACCCAGUAUUUGUGGGAGAACUUGGGGGUCCAGCCCCAGAGAGAUGGAUGAUUGUAAUUCGUGGUGCAAUCUGGAGCCAUGGACAGGAAAGAUUAACUGAGGAUGCACUAGCGGUGCGGACGCUGUGCCAUAAUUACCUGCCAAGGAACAAUCAAUACAAUGAUGUGAGUUUCCCUAGAAUCGUCCAGCUGUCAGGGAAGAGAACACUUGAGACAAAUCCACGGCCAAGCAUACACACAGUUGGGCUUGUGCAACGAGGAUGGAGACGAGAGUCAACAGGUCAGUGGAACCCGAGAUGCAGGUGUUUGGUCCUGCCCUUGGGCUCUCCCCAGCUGCUCUCCUCACAUCCUCUCCUCUGGCCUGCCUGCCUGCCUCCUCAACUGGAAAAGACUGGAGGCCUCCUGCAAAGCGAAGGCCAAGGAGCAGAACAAGCGGGCCUUGGUGGAAAGCGCACAUCUGGCAGAAACUCCAAGAUGCCUUCACAGAAGGAACGCACCAAGAGGAGCCUCACACAGAGGCUGGCCCUAAAGAGCCGUAUAGCUAAGGAGACAGUCUCUGAGUUCCUGGGCACCUUUAUAAUGAUCGUCCUUGGGUGUGGCUCUGUUGCCCAAGCAGUCCUCAGCCGAGGUCAUCUUGGUGGAAUAGUCACUAUGAAUAUGGGAUUUGCAACAGCAGUUGUGAUGGCUAUUUAUGUCACUGGCGGUGUCUCUGGAGGCCACAUCAACCCAGCUGUGUCUUUUGCAAUGUGCAUCUUUGGAAGGAUGGAGUGGUUCAAGUUCCCAUUUUAUGUGGGAGCACAGUUUUUAGGAGCCUUUGUAGGGGCUGCAACUGUCUUUGGCAUUUACUAUGAUGGACUCAUGGCCUUUGCUGAUGGAAAAUUGCUCGUCGUGGGAGAAAAUGCAACAGCGUUCAUUUUUGCAACAUACCCAGCUCCAUUCAUAUCCCUGCCAAAUGCCUUUAUAGACCAAGUGCUGUCUACCAUGUUCCUCCUUCUGAUUGUCUUUGCCAUUUUUGACUCCAGAAACAUGGGGGUCCCCAGAGGCCUGGAGCCCCUUGUCAUUGGCCUCCUGAUCAUUAGCCUUUCUUGUUCUCUGAGCCUCAACACUGGCUGUGCCAUGAACCCAGCUCGAGACCUGAGCCCCAGGCUCUUCACUGCUCUGGCAGGAUGGGGAUUUGAGGUCUUCACAGCUGGGAACAACUUCUGGUGGAUUCCUGUUGUGGGCCCGAUGGUUGGCGCUUUCUUCGGAGGCCUCUUCUACAUUCUUCUUAUCCAGCUCCAUCACUCAGACCCCAACUCGGAAGUGAAGGCAGAGCCAUCUGGGAGCAAGUUAGAGAAAUACGAACUCAGCGACAGCAUGUAGUGGUGUGACCGGGUCUAGAUUUACUAUUUAUUUGGUUCUCGCUUCAGAAAAGAUGGCAUCCAUGUGGUAUGCUUUGGUGAGAAUUGAGGGUGGGGUGGGGGAAAUCGACCCACUUUUCUCUAGCCAUUUGGGACAAACCAUUGCAGAGGCAGUAAUGAAAAACUCCACCAGUCACCCCUCCCCAGAAUAUCACUGGCAGUCCCCCUGGGGCCGCUUUCUCUCCAGCCUGGUUCAUUGCAUCUUUGAUGGAAGGUCUUAGUAAUUGCUAAGCAUUUAGAAACUUGACCAUGGACUUGGUAAGAUGGUCUCAGAGACAUUUACUGCCCUAUGUGAAACAGUGUCACCAAAGGCUCUGCCUUCACAAUCUACAAACACAGCAUUCUGAAACUGCAAGGCCCAACAGUGACUGCGCUCAACACCUAUGAAAUGGAAGGGAAGAGUUAACACUCCACCAAGCUGAGCACUGAUAUUCUCCCAGCCUAGGGGUCUAGAAAACAGCAGAAGACAGCUGGGAAGAACUCUAUGACAUUUAAAAACCUCAGGACACAAGAUAAAUUUGGGAAACUGAAUGGCUUUUUUUUUAUGGAAACCAUUUGCCAGAUUAAUCUCUUGCACUUCCCUGCAUUUUAGAUGGUAUCAAUUAAUUUCCAGGUCCUUAAGUAUAUAACAACCUGAAAUAUGAUUUUAACCUUGGUCAUGAAAAAUACAUCGCUCUGUCUUUUUCAGCACAAAUUUGUUUUCCUAAUGGCUCAGUUGAGGACAGACCUCUUGAGUAGUCUGUGGCUGCACAUCCAUGUCCCCAGAAGCCCAAACUAGAAGCUAGUGGAAGCUGACCAGGCAGACUGAAGUUGAGGGUAGAAAGAGUCCCUGGGACAAAAGCAUGAGGGACAGGCUUUAUCUCUCACUAAAUGCUUUCCUAAGCGUCAUCACAUUUGACCCCAACAGCCAUUGUUGGAGGGAAAUAACCAAAGCAGCCAUUUUUCAAAUGAAAAUCUCACAUGAAUUAAGCAAGUUGUCCUUUGUUUUGCAGGGUGUCUUAUGCCUUCCAGAAGCUUGCUAACUGACUGAGGGUGUUAGACAUUCCCCUCAGGGUUCUGUGGAAGGGGGCAUCAGUAGCUUUCAGAACAUGUGUGCUUUGUAGAAAUACUACUUUCAGAUCUUAGGGUGUGAGAUCUCCAGAUUCUACAUUGUUUGGUAUUCCCACUGUCACUGAGGCAUUGAUGAAGGAAAGAGUAUUAAAUACAUGUAGGGGGAUAUUAUUGUGUUUAGGAUUUUUUUUUCCAUUUGAUAGCUACCAAGCAUCCUUAGUUCAGAGUUGGUCAAAAACUGUCUAGGAAUUUAAUUUCCUGUGGGAACUUUAGAAAAUAUUAAUUCCCAUUUAGUUCUUUGUAAAUAACUCAGGUGAUUCAAGCUUUCAUCAAGGACUGGAAACAUGGACUGGAUUGAAUUCUAUGGGCCCAAUUUUUCCUUGAAAGCCAUAUAUAGUUGUCAUGAUGGGCUUGCUGGUGGUGAUCUCAGUGCCUUCGGUUCCGGGUGGAUGACAGCAUAGUUCUCAAUAGUGGCAGUUUUGCUUUCUUCUCUCCAUACUCAGAACAUCUGGAAACAUCUGGAGACAGUGACGUUGUAACAUCUAGGACUAGGGGAAAGAGUUAAUGGUUAGAGAUGCUGCCACCACAAGGUGGUAUCAAACUCACGUCGGUUAUGCCCAGGAUGAGAAACCCUGUAGUUUCUCAAAGGUGGGGAGAGAAUCAAGAUACUGUGGUCCUGAGCCCUGGAUUCAGGUUCUAUGGGGAGCAGAGAACGAGCCAGAACAGACUCUCGAGGUAGAUUUUAAUUCUUAGAGCAGGAAGCAAUCCAAAAUUUGAGAUUUUGCAGGGUAGAUUGUGCAAUAGAUCAUCCAUGCAGGUCCUCAUUAAAUACCACUGGAUGAUCAAUGAUCAGGAUUAUAAGGAGGAAGUGUGCAGUGUCAGAACUCCACCCUAGGAAGGAUAUCUUCAUAGAAAAGGCUUCCUUGGCUGGGUGUUUGUGACGCAUGCCUUUAAUUCCAGCAUUCAGGAGA
Microtus ochrogaster (prairie vole) is the source of this 3627-nucleotide messenger RNA. RefSeq names its product aquaporin 9 (gene Aqp9). Bases 255 to 1568 code for a protein of 437 amino acids. The transcript is spliced from 8 exons. The record is from RefSeq and is a predicted model, not a curated record. Gene Ontology annotation, cellular component: plasma membrane; basolateral plasma membrane. Lineage: Eukaryota; Metazoa; Chordata; Mammalia; Rodentia; Cricetidae. Gene Ontology annotation, molecular function: urea transmembrane transporter activity; glycerol channel activity; water channel activity. Gene Ontology annotation, biological process: water transport; glycerol transmembrane transport.